CCAUUCUAAACUCUUUUUUAAAUUAUUUUUAUUAUUUUUAUUUUACCAGUUUAGGAGAUAUUAAAACUUAGAUGCUUUUGGGAAAACCCAUUCUAAAAUGACUCCUAUCAGCACUGCUGUUAGUUAGAGGUGACCAUUUGUGUAGUGGGUGUGCGUGUCUCUGAGAGUGUGUGAAAGAGUGUGUAUAAAACUAACCACAUCACAGGGCCUGUAGAGAAGAACCUCAAAGCUCCUCCUAGUUCCUCCACUGACCGUCAGACAGCAGCACAUUCUCACCACACACAGCAUCGCUCAGCACACUGUCCAUCCUCAUGCUCUGGCUGAAGCGGCGGCGGUGCCUGGAUUGAAGAUUCUUGUGAAAAUAAAACACACUUAUGGUUUUGCAGAGAGCGCACUGUGCUCUUGGUCACCCUGUGAACACCAUGAGUCCGACCCUGUGCUUCAUCACUCUCGGAUUAUUGGGUUCUGCAGCAGCAACUGGAGACUGCGGCUCAUGCUACCAGAUCAACAUGGGGCUCGUGAUCGGCAUCGUUACCUGUGAUAUAAUAGUCACACUUUUAAUCGCUGUCGCAGUUUACUGCUUUGCAACACGGCAAAAAAAGAAGAGCAGAUUACACACACGCGCCAACUCCUGUGAUCCAGGCAAAGGGAAAUUCCGCCAGUCCUCAACUAAGCCGAAGGAGGUUGAAAUUACAGAAUCACCGUAUCAGGAGCUAUACGGGGUACAGUCGGACGUAUACAAUGAUCUUCGACAGUACAGGAAAUAAGACGUGUGAUGGUGAAAGGGUGUGAAAUGCAAGCUGAGAAGACGUUCAUGUUUGUUGAUCCUUUGAUUUACCCCCGGUAUUGUAUUUGUGUAUUGGUUCCAAAGUAUGUCACUUUAAAUCUUUAAAAAAAAAGAACUAUAAUGCACAAGUAUUAUAAUGCAAUGAUAUGCUAUAACUAGAUCUACUGUAAUAGCGGUGGACUGUUAAAAACACAUAAAAUAUAGAUUUUAUCUGUUAUUUUAACAUUUUUCAGUAUGAUAAUACUGUUAUUUAAUGAAUAGUUAGGCAGGUUCUCUGUAAAUGAUCUUUGUUUUGAUUCUGUAUUACACUAUACACAUUAUGUAUUAUAUGUUAUGUAAUUAUUGCAC
This is a messenger RNA of Astyanax mexicanus (Mexican tetra), 1135 nucleotides long. RefSeq names its product transmembrane immune signaling adaptor TYROBP. The transcript has 5 exons. Gene Ontology annotation, molecular function: signaling receptor binding; phosphatidylinositol 3-kinase binding. The record is from RefSeq and is a predicted model, not a curated record. Gene Ontology annotation, cellular component: cell surface; membrane. The coding region runs from base 375 to 767 and encodes 130 amino acids. Gene Ontology annotation, biological process: regulation of immune response; negative regulation of B cell proliferation; neutrophil activation involved in immune response. Lineage: Eukaryota; Metazoa; Chordata; Actinopteri; Characiformes; Acestrorhamphidae.